AUGAUGCUAACAAGAUGAUUACUGGAUCCGACGAGAUGUGGAACAAUUACUUUGAGAGCCAUUCAAACCAAACUAACUUAAGAGAAGAUAAUGGUAAAGACUAUGGUGACUUGCUUAUUGUUUUUGGGAAUAAAUGUGCUUCUGGAAAAGUUACAGUUGAUCUUACCCAUGAGGGUACAAGUGCUAGAACCUGUGAUAAGGAAGAUGAACAAGAUAAUUACUUCGAUGUUGAUUAUACUCAACGAGAGCAAUAUGAUAGUGCUUUUAACGUAUCAUACGUGGGAUAUGGCUUAGAGGAAAGUGAUGAACAAGAUAAAGAUGAAACUCAAGAUAUGAACACAACGAAAAUUCCCGUCAGAAAAACGGCACCAAAGAAAAGACCAAGGUGUGACAUUGGUGACUCUUCUACAUCAACUAAUCCUACUGGGCAGUCUGAUUAUCUAGAGAAAUUGAUUGCCAACAGUUCAUCGAUUGCUUAUUCUAUUGAUUCAAUGCAUGCUCUUAUUGCGAAAGAGAAAGAAGACCGCAAAAUUGAAAAAGAAAUGCGUAGAAUUGAUAAGGAUAAGAAAGAUAACCAAGUAUGGGAUCUUGUUUAUGGCAUGAAUGAAAUUUCUUUGGAAGAUAAGCUGAAAGUAAUUGAAAUGCUGGACAACAAUCACAAGAAGAACUUAUUCAUACGUUUUACUCCUGAAGAGAGAAAGUUGUGGAUUGGUUCAAAGUUAAAAGCAUAAACCUGUCAUCUUUGCAAGUUUCUAUUAGGUUUAAUGGGCUUUUAGAGUUACAACAUUUGAUCGUUUUUCUUCGUAACUAUUAGUAUUUAAUAUUUUUUUCUCCAAGUUGAGAACUUAUUAUUAUGGAUUGAUUGCUACUAAUUUUUAUGGAUUGACAUCUUUAUGGUUA
Molecule: messenger RNA, 900 nt
Organism: Papaver somniferum (opium poppy)
Lineage: Eukaryota; Viridiplantae; Streptophyta; Magnoliopsida; Ranunculales; Papaveraceae
Exons: 2
Coding region: 15-731 (238 amino acids)
Source: RefSeq, a predicted model, not a curated record